Molecule: messenger RNA, 3552 nt
Organism: Acanthisitta chloris (rifleman)
Lineage: Eukaryota; Metazoa; Chordata; Aves; Passeriformes; Acanthisittidae
Gene: WWC3
Product: WWC family member 3
Exons: 16
Coding region: 1-2664 (887 amino acids)
Biological process (GO): regulation of DNA-templated transcription; cell migration; regulation of hippo signaling
Cellular component (GO): cytoplasm
Molecular function (GO): kinase binding; molecular adaptor activity
Source: RefSeq, a predicted model, not a curated record
AUGGUGGAAGAACAGGGAAUGAAAAGAUGUUCAGCUUCAUUAGCUGUACAGGCAGAGUUUGCUAAGAUAUUAAUUGCUUUAUUGUUUUAUUACAAAAAUGAGAAAGCCAAGAAAAGAGUUUCGAAUAUCCAGCAGCAGCUGGCCUUGCUAGAUAAUGAGUCUUGGCCCGGAAUGGCUGAAGCGGACAGGGACCGUCUUCAGCUCAUCAAAGAGAAGGAAGCUCUUCUUCAGGAGCUGCAGCUCAUCAGUCAGCAAAGGCGAUCCCCAGAAGACAUUGCACGUUUGGAGGAUGAAAAAAGACGCUUGGAGGAUGAAAUUCAGCGAGCUCGAGCCACGUCUGCUCAUGGGGCCACUGAAAGGAUACUGUUACAGGAAAAGAGAAAUUGUUUGCUUAUGCAACUAGAAGAAGCUACACGUUUAACCUCAUAUUUACACUCCCAGUUAAAAAGUCUGUCAGCUAGCACCCUCACAAUGUCCUCUGGUAGCAGCAGGGGAUCCCUGGCCUCCAGCAGAGGGUCCUUGGCCUCCAGCAGAGGGUCCCUCAGCUCAGUCAGCUUUACGGACAUCUAUGGCCUUCCGCAGUAUGAGAAAUCAGACGGCGUUACAGACUACGGGCAACACUUACGCUUUGACAUCAUUCCCUUCGAGUCUCUCACAAAGGAUGUGCCAUAUGCUGAUCCCAUUGGACACUCGAAUUUCAAUAAGCAGCGGAGGUCUCUGGAUACCCCCCAGUCCCUGGCAUCUCUGUCAUCACGGUCCUCCUUGUCAUCGUUGUCCCCUCCGAGCUCACCUCUGGACACCCCGUUUCUCUCUGCGUCUCGAGAUUCUCCGUUGGCUCAGAUGUCAGAAGGUUUUGAGGAGAUGGCAAGCAUGGGAGCCCUGGAAAUGCUCAGGGCUCAGACCACAGCGUUGGUUGACGAUGAUGCACAAGGAAUGAGCUCAUCUCAGACAUCCACUUACCCUCUGGACAAUGAAGGGCUGCGAGAAAUGGGACCACACCUGACUGCGGUCCAAACUGGUGGAGCUGUAACUCUGCGAGGAGACAGUGGUAGAAGAUCGGAGAGGAGAGCCAGGCGAGUUUCAGCAUGUCUCUCAGAUCAUUCACUGGCUAGUGACAGUGGCGUGUUUGAAGCUUUAAGCAAAAGGAAUGAAGAUCUGGAAGAGCCUGUUUAUGGUGAUGGUGCCAGUAAUGAAGAACCACAAAUACAUGUUGGAUUUCUGCAUGACAGUGGAAGCGAAUGUCUGUUAGUCCAUGUAUUACAGCUGAAGAACUUUACUAGUCUAGUUGUUAAAGAAAACUGCAAAAUUCAUGUGAGAGUUUAUUUGCCACCGCUUGAGUCAGGCACACCAACCACUUACUGCUCUAGAGCUUUGGAAUUCCAAACUCCGUUAAUAUUUAAUGAAGUUUUCCGAAUCCCUGUGCAUUCAAGUGUUUUGAAAUUAAAAUCUCUGCAGCUGUAUAUCUGUUCAGUUGAUCAUCAGCAACAAGAAGAGCUGUUGGGCAUUGCUCAGAUAAACCUGACUGAUGCAGAGAGUUGUGGUGAGAUGCAGCUUCACUGGUAUAGUGUUCAGAUCUUCACUGGUUCAGACCACCAGAGAGCAAAGACCAAAAACCAGUGUGAAGACAGUAUUCCCCAGUCUUCUGGAAAUGUAACUACAGUUAAAACAGAUGCAGUGACAGCUCUGUUAGCUAGGACCACUGCCCAGCUGGAAGCAGUUGAAAGAGAGUUGGCAGAAGAGAGAGUGAAACUGGAGUACACAGAAGAGGAAAUCUUGGAGAUUGAAAGAAAGGAAGAUCAGGCAGAAGCCAUAUCAGAAAGGAGUUGGCAAGCAGAAUCUGUUGACAGUGGAUGCAGUAAUUGCACCCAGACUAGUCCUCCUUAUCCAGAGCCGUUUUGUGGGGAUGCGUUAGCUGGACACAUGUUUGCAGCUCAAGCAGGCCAGUACAGUUCUGGAAAAAUGCAGCCUCCACCACUGAAGGUGGAUAAGGAAACUAACACUGAGGAUCUGUUUCCUGAAGAAGUUGCUAUUCUUCCAAAGGAGAGAAGUAGCCGCAGGCCCCGAGGCUCUGCCUUUGUUCGCAGUAGCACUAUUGUUCGCUCCCAGACCUUCUCGCCUGGAGCUCGAAGUCAAUAUGUUUGCAGACUGUAUCGCAGUGACAGUGACAGUUCAACCCUGCCAAGGAAGUCUCCAUUUGUCCGGAACACCUUGGAGAGACGCACUCUGCGGUACAAGCAGCAGUCCUGCAGAUCAUCUUUGGCUGAGCUUAUGGCAAGGACAUCCUUAGACCUGGAGCUGGAUCUCCAGGCAUCUAGAACUAGACAGAGACAGCUGAAUGAGGAGAUAUGUGUUUUAAGAGAGUUGAGACAGCGUCUGGAAGAUGCCCAGCACAGAGGGCAGACAGAUCUACCCCACUGGGUCCUCCGGGACGAGCGAUUCCGAAACUUGUUGAAGGAAGCAGAAAGGCAGACCAGACAGACCAAAUUUGAACAUCACCAAGAGCAAGCAGCUGAAAAGAUGCUAAAGAAAGCAUCAAAAGAAAUAUACCAGUUGCGUGGGCAAAAUCAGAAGGAGCCUAUUCAGGUGCAGACUUUUAGAGAGAAGAUAGCUUUUUUUACAAGACCAAGGAUUAACAUACCUCCUCUGCCAGCUGAUGAUGUAUGACAUGUUGCAUUGUAAACAUGAAGUAUUUAUCGCUUUUAUUUUAAUGAAGUUCUUAGAUUAGCCAAGUUUCUUAAAAAAAAAAAAAAUUGUGCAAAAGCUAAUAUACACGUUUUGUAAAAAAUAAAAAAAAGUAAAAAAAGUAAACGUAAACAAAAACAUAUAUAUAAAUAUAUAUACAUAUAUAUUUUAUAAUAGCGACUGCAACAAGGCUUGGUUUUUCCUUGUUGUGAAACUGACAUCUCUGAAGACAACUUAUUUUAUAAAAGAUCGACUAUCCUGUUAAGAGCGUGUACAGUUUUUAUGCUGUUUUAUUUGACUUAAAGGCUGGAAGACAGAAACAAAGUGAGUUCAGGCAAAUUCACUGUAGUGUAAUUUAUUUAUAGUGCCUUUUUUCCUUGAAGGAAAAUACCUACUUUAAGAUGUAUUUUAAGACUGAAAUUUUGUUCUUCAGUAUUUGUCAUACAGUAGAAUGGAACCAUUGAGCUGGUUUUGUUUCUGAUACCUGAAAUGAAAAUACUAUGUUCUAAAAUUGUCACUUUUUUCAGCUUUAUUAUCUGUAGCUUAUUAUGUACAUUGUAUCCUUUAGCACUGUCUGUGUUAUAGCAAAAUAUUAUCACCUGCAAUGUGUCUAACCCUGAUUAGAAGUGGUGUUAAACAUUGCAGAAUUCAUUUGCAUGUUCUUACUGUGCACUAAUAGAUUGUUUUCAUUUCAGUUGCGUCUGAAGUAUCUUUAUAUUCUUAACUAGAUCCUCAUUUUAACGGGGGAAGGAAAAGGGUGACAGGUCUUUGUUUCGCUGUUUAACGAGAAGGGAGUUAAAAGAGCAGUGUGAGCUAGCUGUGUGCAAAGACUGCUAAGGGAAUGUUACAGUGAUUUCUAUAGUUUUAAAG